Lucilia sericata (common green bottle fly) is the source of this 2205-nucleotide messenger RNA. RefSeq names its product proton-coupled amino acid transporter-like protein CG1139. Gene Ontology annotation, biological process: amino acid transmembrane transport. Gene Ontology annotation, molecular function: amino acid transmembrane transporter activity. The transcript has 8 exons. Gene Ontology annotation, cellular component: vacuolar membrane. NCBI's taxonomy places the organism in Eukaryota, Metazoa, Arthropoda, Insecta, Diptera, Calliphoridae. The record is from RefSeq and is a predicted model, not a curated record. Bases 791 to 2191 code for a protein of 466 amino acids.
GCGCAGACCGUAUAGAGAUUUAGUCGUUAACGCACGGUCAAUACGUGCAUUACAAAGUGAUAAAUAAAAAAUUUUAUAAAAUAUUGAAAAAAUAAUAACGUUUAUUAACAUAAAAAAAUAUAAACAUUAGUGUUGAAAAAGAGCAAAACGUUUAAAAGUAAAUUAAAUAUCAAGUGUAAAAAAUAUACAAAAAAUUAAAAAAAAAAAUUCAACAAAUAUUUUAGAAAAAAGUGAAAAAAAAAAUUUAAAUAAAAAUAUUAGUUGCUAAAAAUCAAAAUAAAUAACAAACUUGUUAAUAACUGUCCAAUAAACGUCAUUAGAAAUUACUUACUAACUAACUAAUUUUUUUAUCUUAAAGAAGAAGACAAAGUGCUAAUAGAAAAAUUGCAUAGAGAUUUCAAAUAAAUUUUUACAAAAAAAAAAAGUUGCAAGAAAAAUUUUGACAUCAAUUGUGCAAAAAAUAUAAAAAAAAAGAAACUGUUAAUUUAAUCUUAACAACUUAAAAGCAGGCAGCAACAACAACAACAACAACAAAGGCUAUAACAACAUCAACAACAAGAAAAGUAAAAGACUUUAAAGAAACAUACAAUUUUGGUUAAAACUGGCUUGAUCUAGUCUUAAGACAAAGUUGCAUUUAAUUCAUAGAAAAUUACCACCGUUCAACUAUACAACACACAUACUUGCUAGAAAAUUGUGAAUGUUUUUGAGGUGAAUAUUUGAAAAAGUUAAAUCAAAGAGUGUUGACGUGUUUUUGUUGAAGGACUUUGUUUCAUUAAUAUUAAAAACGAUAAUGAGUAAAAAUGGCCAUAGUAAUCCGGCAUAUGUCAAUGAUGUCUCGGAUAAAACUCCUAAAAAAUAUUCAUUAGAAUUAACCGAGAAAGGUGAUAAAUAUGUGGUGGCACAUGCAGAUGAUUACAAUCCCUAUGAACAUCGUGAGGUAGAACAUCCCACCACCAACUCUGAGACUCUUUUUCAUUUGCUUAAGGGUUCUUUGGGUACUGGCAUCUUGGCUAUGCCCAAUGCUUUUAAAAAUUCCGGUUAUGUCACGGGCACUAUUGGUACCAUUAUUAUAGGUUUCAUUUGUACCUAUUGUAUACAUCAACUGGUCAAGGCAGAGUAUGAGUUAUGUCGCCGAAGAAAGAUCCCCAGCAUGACUUAUCCCAAAGUAGCUGAAGUAGCUUUGGAUGAGGGUCCUACGAUAUUUAAAAAAUGUUCUCCUUAUAUCGGUCAUGUUGUCAAUACAUUUCUAUUGAUUUAUCAAUUGGGUACCUGUUGUGUGUAUGUGGUUUUCGUCUCUUCGAAUAUCAAAUCUGUGGUGGAUUAUUAUGUUGAAGAACCCGUUGAUGUACGUUUGUGUAUGGUUAUUAUUUUGUUGCCAUUAAUUCUAAUUAAUUGGAUUAGAAAUUUAAAAUAUUUGGCUCCAUUCUCAACACUGGCUAAUGCCAUUACUAUGGUCUCGUUUGGUAUUAUUUGCUAUUAUAUUUUCCGUGAACCCGUUUCGACGGAAAAUAAAGAGGCUUUUGCUCCGGCAAGUGGUUUUCCAUUGUUCUUCGGUACUGUGCUGUUCGCUUUAGAGGCUAUUGGUGUAAUUUUACCCCUUGAAAAUGAAAUGAAAACACCCAAGAAAUUUGGUGGAUCCUGUGGCGUUCUAAAUGUGGCUAUGAUAUUGAUUGUCUUCCUUUAUGUGGGUAUGGGUUUGUUUGGUUUUCUCAACUACGGUGAUGAAAUUGAAGGUUCCAUAACAUUAAAUUUACCCGCUAAAGAUGUUUUGGCCCAAUGUGUUAAGGCCAUGUUAGCCUUUGCCAUUUUCAUAACACACGGUUUAGCCUGUUAUGUAGCCAUCGAUAUAACAUGGAACGAUUAUGUGGCACAAAAAUUGGGACCACAACGUAGAAAAAUCUUUUGGGAAUAUACAGUGCGUACAUCGUUAGUGUUGGUGACAUUUUUAUUAGCUGUGGCCAUACCAAAUUUGGAACUAUUUAUUUCAUUAUUUGGUGCACUUUGUUUAUCAGCAUUAGGUUUAGCAUUUCCUGCUCUUAUACAAAUCUGUACUCAUUGGUAUAGUACUCAUGGUUUGUCUAAAGUGUGGUUAUUGUUUAGUAACUUCUUUUUAAUCAUUGUUGGCAUAUUGGGCUUAGUUAUUGGUACCUAUACAUCAUUAGCUGAGAUUGUUGCAACAUUUAUGGAUUAAGAAAAUAUCAUUUG